CAGAGAUAAGGCAUCACCAGAGUGAUCUGUAUUGAACAUUAGUCAUCAGCCAGUGAGCUUAUUUUAGUUAAGCUUCUGUUAAGUUGUGUUUUUCUGCUCUUAGACAAUAUUUAAGAAAAAAAAAGUGGAUAUGUUGCGCAACAUUUCCAAGACUGACCUUGCACUUUGCUUUGUGGGUCUUAUCGUUCUUUCAAGUGCCAUCUAUGUCAUCUUCCGAAGCGAUGAUUUUGCAUUUGACAUUUGCCCGCCGUGUAAAGAAGAGCCUGAGGUACUUUUUGAUGAAAUAGUAGACACUGUACGGUCAAGCCAUGACCGGACCAACAGCAGCGGGAAGAUCGGAGACCUAAAAAUGGAUGCUAGACUGCAGUAUCCUCAGCCAAGCUCAAUGAAAGGACGCACUGAUGUGAACUCGGUGACCAACUGGAACGCUCCUCUGGUUUGGGAGGGAACCUUUGAUCCAGUGGUGAUUGAUAAUAUCUAUCAUAAAAUAAACCCAAGGAUUGCUUUGGUGGUUUUUGCUGUCGGCAAAUACACUCGUUUCCUGAAGGAUUUCCUGGAAUCGGGUGAAAAGUACUUUCUUUAUGGCUUCAGAGUCACUUACUAUGUCUUCACAGACAAUGAACACGAAGUUCCCAAAAUUGUACUGGGUGAGGGUCGGAAGAUUACAGUUCUCACCGUCCCCAGUGCCAAGCGCUGGCAGGACGUAGUACUUGGCAGGAUGAAAUGGGCAACUAUCGCCAUUGACAAGCAGAUCCGCGGUGAGGCCGAUUAUCUUUUCAUGAUGGACGUCGACAGUGUCUUCUACAACCGUUUUGGAGCAGAGAGUCUCAGUCCGCUGUCUGCUGUCCUUCAUCGUCUUUACUUCGAGUAUACAAAAAGGGAGGACUUUCCAUAUGAGCGUCGUCCUGAGUCCAAGGCCUAUAUCCCUCCUGAUGAAGGAGACUACUACUACACUGCAGCUGUGUGGGGGGGAUGCCUGGAGGACAUGUACAAGCUUGUCAGAUACUGUUAUGAGCAGUCGGAGGAAGACGCCAAGAACAACAUUGAAGCAGUGUGGCAGGAGGAAAGUCACCUCAACAAGUACUUGUUGUACAACAAACCGACUAAGGUGCUGUCUUCAGAAUACCUGUCGUCAGACUAUGAAAAGGUACCACCAAUGAUUAAAGUGGUCAGGAUCUCCCAGUUGGUGAAGGACUAUGGUCAGAUUCGCCCCCACUAAAACAAACAAAAAAAAAGGUCUUCCCCAAUGGUGGAAUGUGAUGCCACGUCAAUGAUUUUUAAGAAGUAAAACCUUUCUAGUAAUACUAAAAAUUGUGCUAUAUGUAUGGAUUCAUUAGUUAUAUUAUCAUUAUAUGUAUGAACUAAAAUGGACUACAUUUGCUCGUUUUAAAGCAUAGCAAUACAAAAAUGUUUGGCUGUUGUUAUCUCUUAUGCAUGCCAAGAGUAAGCAGAACUUAUCCCGGAAAGAGGGUCUAAAUAUUCAAACAGCUGAUAUCCACUCCGGUGACAGAAGGGAAGAUUUCACAUUGACCAAAGCCAAAACAUUUACCCUAAUGAUAAUCUUAGUGACUACACCUCGGAGCAAAACAUCAGAUUAUGUUUUCAAGACUGUCAAAAUCAGUUUAGAAAGGUCUUGCCUUGCCUUAGGAUCCUGUAACAGGAGAGAAUCCGUAUAUGACUGGCUAACGAUAGCCUCAUUUUUUUGUUACGUUUUUUAAUCUACAGAAUCACAUCAAUGCACCAGACAACUUUUAGAUUUACCAGCACUUAAAUAUAUAAAAGCUAACUGAAAAUUAUAUUAAUAUCAUUCUUUAAAAAAUACAUACAUAAAUAAAAUAAAAUAAGUUUACCAUAAAUGCAGAUCUCUUAGUAACAAAGGCACAAAAUUAUUUCUCACCAAGUGAAAAAAAUGAGAUAUUGCAAAAGGAGUUAUCCCAUCUGUUUUGGUGUGACAGAUGCCUACCUUCUACCUAAUUGGGUUAAUGAUUUAAUACUGGUAUAAUGAUGUGGGUCAGUAAUGCAGCAGUGGUUGUGGGUCAAAUAUAUAUGCAUUCAUGGAUUUUUAAUACAUAAUAUACCAUAUAUAUUGUUAUUUUAUUGUUAUUAUAUAUAUUGUUAUAAUUACACAAAGUUUGGUCUGCCUCUCAGCUGUAUGGAACCUGUGCUGGGGGAUCCUGGUACCCCUACGUACACUUUUAGCCCCCCACCCCGUCCUAUAACUGAGCUUUUCCUGCCUUACCUUUCCCCUUUUGUUCAUGUGUUCUGUACGAGAAGCAAGUGAGAUUGUACUGUUGUAAUUUGUGUGCUUUAAUGUAAUAUAAUUAUAGUUGUGGGUUCACUUUCCAGGUCUAAUAUAUUUAUGUAUUGUUUGGUUUCUGUAGGGGUACAGAUUUUGUGAGUUGAAGGAAGAUUUUUGUAUGUGUUUACAUCGGCUGUCAAGCUGUCAAGGUCUUUAAUAAACGGAGAUCGCCUCCAAAAGAAGGUGUUCACCUUGGCUUUGAAUACACACCGCA
This is a messenger RNA of Stegastes partitus (bicolor damselfish), 2513 nucleotides long. RefSeq names its product globoside alpha-1,3-N-acetylgalactosaminyltransferase 1-like. Gene Ontology annotation, molecular function: hexosyltransferase activity. The transcript has 11 exons. Bases 131 to 1219 code for a protein of 362 amino acids. Gene Ontology annotation, biological process: carbohydrate metabolic process. Lineage: Eukaryota; Metazoa; Chordata; Actinopteri; Pomacentridae. The record is from RefSeq and is a predicted model, not a curated record. Gene Ontology annotation, cellular component: membrane; vesicle; Golgi apparatus.